Talaromyces proteolyticus is the source of this 328-nucleotide messenger RNA. RefSeq lists its product as uncharacterized. The transcript has a single exon. Lineage: Eukaryota; Fungi; Ascomycota; Eurotiomycetes; Eurotiales; Trichocomaceae. The record is from RefSeq and is a predicted model, not a curated record. The annotation marks the transcript as partial.
ACUUUUCGACUCUGAACUUUUUUCAGCUUUUUUCAGCUUUUUUAAUUGUUUGUUUUCUUCUUUCUCCUUGCCUUCUUCCUUCUUUGGAAGAGCACGGUAUGAAGUACACGAGAUUGAUACCCUGCUGGUUUUGCUACUAUCUAUUCUACUCUCCACUUCCAAGGACCACUUUCCAUUAUCUCUGUUUUAUCUACGUACUACCUCUACGCAUGUACGUUUACAGUUGCUAUGUGGUGCAGAUUCGGGAAUUCUAUGUAGUUGGACACUAUCUCUAUCUGAUAUAGACUAUAAAAUUCUAGAGUCCAAAGGGUUUCCAGCAGAUCCAGCU